UUCUCCAGCAAGUCUUCAGUCGGUUCGAUAAGAAUGGAUCAGGGACCAUGGACAGUCAAGAGAUGUUCACAGCCAUCCAGGCAGCAGGAUUCCAGGUGGAUGAGUUCUUGAUGCAGCUUGUUGGCUUGAGGUACGCGGACCCUGAUCUCACCCUCAGUUACGUGAACUUUAUUUGCUGCCUGACCAAGCUCGACACCAUGAUCCGAGCUUUCAAAAUCAUGGACAAGUUUGGAACUGGAAUGGUCAAUGUUGGCUACAAAGAGUGGCUGCAGAUGACUAUGUACAGCUAGUUGGAUCCCAUGGACUGUUGACUCCCUCAACCCGAAGAGCUUCCGCCACAGCUGCCCACAACCCAGAUCCAGAUAGAGCAAGCAACACACUCCAGAGGCCUCCGCACACCUUGGCUGUGGGAUCAGGCAGUUGGCAGUGUUAACAUAGCCACAUGUCACUCACUCAUGUAUAUUCCACCACUCCCAAGCCAGAGCUCCCAUCUGCUUUCAUUCCCUGUCUUUCUAGCAAGAGUCAAGAGUGGACACAAACUGCUGGAGUAACUCAAUGGGUCAGGCAGUAUCUCAGGAGAACUUGGACAGGCAGCAUUUUGGGUCAGGACACGUCUUUGCCUAUCCAUGUUCGACAGAGAUGCUGCCUGACCUGUUAAGUCACUCCAGCACUUUGUGUCCUUUUGUGUAAACCAGCAUCUGCAGUUCCUUGUUUCGAGAAGAAUGUUGAAUUGCCAUAUGUGCAGAAACGGAACAUUGAAAAUAUUAUGUAGCAGCACAAGUUUGUAAGCACAGCACUCAAUAGAUAGCAUACUAGGCAAAUUUUUAAAAGUUCAAUACGUUAAAAAAAAAACAAUAUAGGGUAAAACAAAACAAAAGCCUGAUGUCCCGAGUGCUACCAAGACAGUUCAUAGUUCAACGUUUAGUUGCUAGACACAAAAUGCUGGAAUAACUUAGCGGGUCAGGCAGCAUCUCUGGAGAGAAGGAAUAGGCAAUAGGUGCAGGAGUAGGCCAUUUGGCCCUUCGAGCCAGCACCGCCAUUCACUGUGAUCAUGGCUGAUGAUAGGUGAUGUUUCAGGUCGAGACCCCUUCUUCAGACCAACAAUGGAGGACCCGGCGGGAGGGGGAGGGGGGGAGGAAUUUGUAGCUGUGUCAGUGCCUUUUACAUGUCGACUAUUUGCAUACCUUGGCUAUGCAAGCAAAGAAUUGCCCUGCGACUUGUCACAUGUGAAAAUAAAGUAUUCCAUUCCAUUCGUCAGCGAUGCAGCCUGGCCCUCUCAAUUUCGCCAGCAUUUUGUGCCAGUCUGUUGUAAACCAGAUAUGUUGUGAGCCAGCAUCUGCGGUGCCUUUCAACACACAAUUUAGUUGCUGUUUGUGGUGUUCAAUAGCCUGAUGUUUGUUGAGAAGAAGCUGUUCCUGAACCUGGAGUUCAUUGGGAAGAAGGUACAGGAGCCUGAAAAGUGUAACGUCCAGGUUCAGGAACAGCUUCUUCCCUACAACCAUCAAGCUAUUAAACACAACAACAAAUAAGCUCUGAACUACAAUAGACUUAUUAUUAUUGCACUAUAUUUGUUAUUUAUUGAGUAUGUGUGCAUGUGUAUAUAUACACACACACACUGAACUUUUUUUCCCCCGUUAUGUACCAUGUUUACAUAUUCUGUUGUGCUGCAUGCAGCAAGUGAGACUUUAAUUGUCCUAUCUGGGACACAUGACAAUCAACUCCUCUUGACUCUUGACUUGAGGAAAGUGUUUUGGGACACAACAGAACAAUAGAAUUGUUGCAUUUCUUUUUCAAACCUAAGUCAAGUCAGGUUUAUUCGUCACAUACACAUACGAGAUGUGAAGUGGCAAUGCUCGUGGACUUUGUGCAAAAAGACAAACAACCAAACAACCAAACAAACUACAAACAGAAUGGAACAGAAUCACAUAUUCUUUUACAUAUUAAAUAUUGUGGGCCGAAAGAAAAAGGGAAAAAAACAGCAAUUAAAAAAACAAGCAGUAGAGUGGUACAGUAAAGGUUUACAGAUGUAACUGUAUAUUAAGAUGUCUAGCGAUGUAGCUGUAUAUUAAGAUAAAUACUGAGCUAUAUUAGUAAUUAUUUGCAUUAUUGUUAUUGUCUUUGCUGUCAUUCUGUAAUUACACCAAAGAAUUAAAUUAAAAACAUAAUA
Messenger RNA from Leucoraja erinaceus (little skate), 2167 nucleotides. Its product is annotated as calpain small subunit 2-like. The coding region runs from base 48 to 290 and encodes 80 amino acids. Lineage: Eukaryota; Metazoa; Chordata; Chondrichthyes; Rajiformes; Rajidae. The record is from RefSeq and is a predicted model, not a curated record. The transcript has 4 exons.